UUUGAGGUCAACCGGAAGUGUGUUAGAAAACAAAAGUGCAGGUGCGAUGCGACAGCUCUUACUUUGAGUAUAAACAGCACGUAAUCAUGAGGACGGAUCAGAAAUUAUUUUGUCUUAAGAGCUCCAGUGUGAUCUUUAUUAUUCUUCUCUGGCUCCUGGGGGCAGUGAUAUUUGGCAUCUUGCUGUGGUUCCGCCUGGACUUCUGGUCCAAUGAGUACCUGGAAGUGGAUGAGGAACUGUACCGCUAUCUUAUCCUGCUCUACAUCUUCAUUGUCGUUGGAGGCCUCAUCGUCGGCUUUGCCAUCCUUGGAAUUGUAGCUGCAGUGAGAGCCAUCAAAUGGGCCAUUGUGGUUUUCAUUGUGGCAAUGGUGCUGGCUAUCAUCCUCACUGUGGCAGGAAUGGCUUACGGAAUUGUCUACCGAGAAGAGUUGGAAGAGACGAUAUCUCGAGGAACGUUGGUGAGACAGUUUAUCCAGCAGCGUUACAAGGGCAUCAAGUUUGACAGGGCCACAUACGUCAUUGAUCUCAUGCAGUCCGAGCUGAAGUGUUGUGGCGGCUCCUCUCCGCUUGACUACAAUGAGUCAACAUGGCAGAAGGAACAAGAACAAGAACGGAAAGGUCGGGCGCCUUUGUCCUGUUGCAAAGAUUAUGAGCGCUACCAGAACAGCGAAGACCGAUACACCCAAACCUGCUCCUUCUUCCAGCAGCCCAGCAAUGUGGAGAAUGUGUAUAAUCCCAAUCUCAAUAGAAAGGGUUGUGGCAAAGCCCUCUCGACUUUCUUCUCCGAUCACAUCUACACUGUAGUUGGGAUUGGCAUAGCAACAUUUGUUAUUGAGGUCGUGACCCUGAUCCUCAUCUCCUGCCUGCUGAAGGUGCUCAACAGCCUGUACAUCCCGCAGCCGGAGGAGAUCGUGUACGACAUGGCCCACAACCAGGAGAAGUCCCCCUACCCCUCCCGCGGCGACUACCGUGACUACUACAGAUAGACCACCCCGCACACCAUCACAUCACACCUGCCAUUGGAUCACAUUGUGUCAAUCAUCUACAACAGGGCAACUCACACACACUGUUUGGUCUGGGAGGAGCAUAAUUGAGGAAAUUUCUCCCAAAAAGUCUUCAUCAUCCUCGCAAUGUCAAAGUUUGUGUGAAGAUGAGGGGAAUGCAUGUAUGUUUUGGAAACAAUUAUGAUAAAGGUGUUAAAUGUUUACCAUACAUGGACAUGCUUCCUCGACAUACCCAGACAUAUUCCUGUCAUUUGAACAUAGAACAUUUAGAACUUAUCCGAAAGAUGAAAGCAAACAAUUUUCUCAUGUCCUGAUCCAUUUAGCUUGAAGAGGUCAUUGAAGGGCUUGUUUAAUUAUUCGAGGACAGCUGAUCUUUGAAUUAUUGUUCAAAGAAAAUAAUGGCACCAAUUUUUUAAGUGAUCCUUUGAAUUUUUGUGUAGCUUUGUCCGCUUUUUGGCUUUGUGGUCAUUCUCGGAUCAUUAGCUUUGCUGAUGUUGAAUAAAGAAAGAAACUGUGAGAAAAACACCCUUUCAGUGCGACAAAUAUCAAUUCAGAUGUCCCCAACUGAAAAGAACAGGCGACAAGAGUAAUAUAUGUGCUAAGUUUGUUCUAUAUGUUUGCUGGUCAUACAUUAAGAAUAUUCAUUGAGGUUGAUCCCGAUGUUACUCAUGCUCAGUUAGGGCUCGUACACUUUCUUCAUUGCAGCCCUGAUAAUGUAUAUAUGUCAUCCAGCAUGCUGCGCUGUAGAUUUUGAUUAGUUUUGAUAACAUAACUGAAGGAAAAAGAUUUGUGUGAUCUUGACAACAAUGAACUGGGACUUGCAGAAUCUCUAUACUAGGUGUACUGUGUGGAUGUUGCUUGUCCUUGGUAAGGGCCACAUGUUCUACGCUUCUGGCCCCACCUUUGAAUCCUGAAGUGUUAACACCAGCCACUUACAAUCACACUGUCUGUAAAGUAAUGGAAUAUUUUCUUUUAGAAAUAUUGAUAAGCUAAUGCUUUGCUGCUUAGUUUAAUCACUGCGAUAGUCAGGUUCAGUUUGAUAUAUGAGAAAAGGAAGGCUGUAUUAAAUCCAAGUACCUUUUCUUGUUAUAGGUAUAAGUAUUACUUGUUUCCUACUCUCUGGAUGUCGAUGUAUGAAAUAUUUCUGUCUCAAUAGUGUGUUCAAAUUAAACCAUUUCUAAACCCAGUAAUUGAGGAGGGUCAUGCUCUUGUACCCUUAACCUUCAGAGACCCUUUCUUAGUGUGAGGUUAUGUUCUAUAUCUUUGAAAGUUCUAGCGGAGUUUGAAAGAUCUAGCAGAGUUUGAAAGUUCUAGCAGAGUUUGAAAGAUCUAGCAGAGUUUGAAAGAUCUAGCAGAGUAAAAACUAGGACUGUUUGCAUUUUCAUAUUUAUUUCCAGAUGUUUUUCAAUUGUGAUAUUUUGGAUUAUUUGAACAUUUGCUUACCCUUGGGGAAUAGAUGACAAUACAGCUAAAUACAAGCAGACAAAUACACCCUAAAGCUUGUUUCUUAAUCAGUAAUGAUAUCAAAUUAUAUUAAAUGAAUGGAAAGUAAUUUUUGAUAAAAGCAAGAUAAUCGGACUGAACAAUUUCUUUGGCAGAUAAUAUACAUUGUGUGUCCAUUAUUGUCCUUAAUUUGACUUUAAAUGUGGUACCUUCGGCUUCCACACUACAAACAAGACUUGUGGAGUUUAGUCCAGCCUUUUUUACCAUAUGUUUGCUCAAAUUAGAAUGUUUCCACUCUGGAAUACUCUUUUCAGACUUUUAAUUGGUUUUAGGAAUAGAAAUUCAAUGUUCUUUUUAAAACGUUAGCAGUAUUUUUAGUUAUGAGGGGCAAAAUGAGACCAGUCACGCAAAAUAUUUUGUGACUAUUUGUUGUUCUGUUUUCUUAGUUUAAUAUUCAGGUAUAGGAUUGUUUUAAGUUCAGUGUUUUAGCUUGUUUUAUAAGUUUUGACAACUGAAAUAAUUUUAUUUCUCAAAACUUUACUUCAACACAUUCAUUAAUAUUUUUAUGUUGUUUUUAGGUUAAAAGGUAAAAUAGUUUUUUUCUGUUUUAUCAUCUCUUAGUUUAUAUAUUAUUUUGAGGUUAUGCAUUGCAAACGUAACAUCCAUAGAUGAGGUGAAAUCUAAUGGUAACUUAGUUGCUAAAGAGGAAGAAAUAGCUCUCAGUACUUCAGUCCUUCAGAGCAGAAAAUUAUGGAAAUCCAAACAUCAUGAUGUACAAAUGUUAAAGUUGUUAAAUUUGUUGACUGGAUCGAUCGAAUUCUGACAGUCUGUCAAGCGAUCGUGUUGAUGGACAAGGGGAGACAACUGCUCUGAUCAUGAAGACAAGAUGCAAGAAUGGAGGUUGCUGUAAGCUUCAGGAACUCACAAGACAUUGUAGACAACGACAUUAAUUGUUUUAAAGUUAAUCAUUCUUAAUUGUUCAAUUCAUCCCCAAAUAGUAGCUCUGUAUUGUUUAGGGGCAGUUGGGUUGACUACCGGUAGACUUGGACAUUCACUUGUAACACCAAAGACCUGGGUUGUAUUCCCAACAUCACUACAUGGAGUGGGGUGAGCCUGUUGUUGCUGCACCUGAUGUGAUUAGGAUGAAAUGAGUCCAAAUUUACCACACGGGUACCCCAACCCCCAUUUCCCGACCCUACCCAGGUACCCGCUGUAAGUUUCAAGAGUUGAGUACAAAAUGUCCGCUUCGGAAUUGUUCUGCAAAAAGUAUUCUUGGAAGGGUUGGCGUGUUAACACAUGAUAAGCUGUUUUCUGGGAAGGGGGGAUGUGUUAACACAUGAUAAGCUGUUUUCUGGGAAGGGGUGACGUGUUAACACAUGAUAAGCUGUUUUCUGGGAAGGGGUGGCGUGUUAACACAUGAUAAGCUGUUUUCUGGGAAGGGGGGAUGUGUUAACACAUGAUAAGCUGUUUUCUUGGAAGGGGUGACGUGUUAACACAUGAUAAGCUGUUUUCUGGGAAGGGGUGGCGUGUUAACACAUGAUAAGCUGUUUUCUGGGAAGGGGGGAUGUGUUAACACAUGAUAAGCUGUUUUCUUGGAAGGGGUGACGUGUUAACACAUGAUAAGCUGUUUUCUGGGAAGGGGUGGCGUGUUAACACAUGAUAAGCUGUUUUCUGGGAUCGGGUGGCGUGUUAACACAUGAUAAGCUGUUUUCUGGGAUGGGGUGGCAUAUUAACACAUGAUAAGCUGUUUUCUGGGAUGGGGUGGCAUAUUAACACAUGAUAAGCUGUUUUCUGGGAAGGGGUGGCGUGUUAACACAUGAUAAGCUGUUUUCUGGGAUGGGGUGGUGUGUUAACACAUGAUAAGCUGUUUUCUGGGAUCGGGUGGCGUGUUAACACAUGAUAAGCUGUUUUCUGGGAUGGGGUGGUGUGUUAACACAUGAUAAGCUGUUUUCUGGGAUGGGGUGGCAUGUUAACACAUGAUAAGCUGUUUUCUGGGAAGUGGUGGCGUGUUAACACAUGAUAAGCUGUUUUCUGGAAAGGGGUGGCGUGUUAACACAUGAUAAGCUGUUUUCUGGGAAGUGGUGGCGUGUUAACACAUGAUAAGCUGUUUUCUGGGAAGGGGUGACGUGUUAACACAUGAUAAGCUGUUUUCGGGGAAGGGGUGGCGUGUUUGGUCUCAUUUGGCAGAUUCAUUCAUUUGAAGCAGGGUUUGUGCAAUGCUUUUCCUUGUGUUAUGUGCUUGCUACAACUUACUACACGGUGCAGAUUGUAUCAUUUCUGUUGUAUAAAAUUUCAUUCUCAAUAUUGAUAAACUAACACUUGCAGUGAUGUUACUCGUUUUCGUUAAAACAAUGAUUUCUAUGAUUUCAAACAGACUUAAGUCUUGACAGAAAAACAUGUUUUUCAUUAGAAACUUAUUUCCAAAAUGACCAGGUGAGGCUUUUAUGUCCUCUGUCCUCAGUCGGCAUAAAAGAUAACUCGCAACUCAUCCUAUGUAUUUAUGAUCCGGGCAAUCUGGACAUUCAUAUUCAAACCAAUUAUUUUUCCAUCAAACCAACAAAUAUUGAUCACCCUGUUGACAAAUGGUGAGCAUUUUUUGGAGGACUUGCACAUUGAUGAGAAACAUUUUAGACUGUUCAUGGUCUUAGAUCUGUAGAUAAGUUCUAUGUUAAAACACAGAAAUAAUAGUUUUAUUACUGUAUAAUGUCCUAUAUAUGUCAUUGAUGGCAGUGUAAGAUUUGUACUUUUGAUACGCUAACCAUGAUAUUGUGUACAUUUUAUAUCUCAAUCAAAUUGUAUUUUCUUUAUUGCUUGCUCAGCUUUCUUUUAUAAACGCUCUAGUUAUGAAAAUGACUGAUCCAUUUGGGAUUGCGUUGUCCAAGGGAGGCAACUCAAAUGCCUUGCUAUGAUUGCUCAUGUAGAGAGCUAGUUAUGUGCUGAACAGUUUUAUUUGUGUAUAUUGAAUAAUUUGAAUCAUUUAGUUAACAUAUGUAGCUUUUUGAGGCAUUAUUUGAAAUACCAAAUUGUUAUUGUGGUGCUUUGAUAUCAUGGCCAAAAGUGUUGAUUAAUUUCAAAGCUCAAUACAGCCCACAUCGAAUCAGCAUUUAAAGUUUGAAUUGGGCUUGCUUCACAUUACGUAAAAUUUCAAGUUUUUCACUGAAACCAUUUCUCAAAGUUGUGUCAUAUUUUAUAUCAAGUUGUUAUUUUUGUAGUAAAGUUUCUUGUCCAGAUAUGGAAUCUUAAUCUGAUAUUUUCCCAUUUUGUACUUUUGUCUUGGGCAAGAUAGCUCACUUGCCACAGAAUGAUUGCCCAUUCUAAGUUAGAGAGAUGACUUUUGACCUUUCUGAUUACACUUUUUCACGAACAAAGACAUUCUCCUGACAUGACCAAGAUCAACCCUGGCCAUAUAGUGAGGAUAGCUCUGGGUUAAGGGUUAAACACAAUUAAGGCCACAUGUUUCUGCUGAAUCCAAAAGAGCGAAAUGUGAAAAAAUAAUAAAUAAAAAGCAUUUGGUUUUAUAUUCCGCUGACCAGAAUUAAGUAAAAUGUAAAUACAACUACUCAUUUACUGUUGCUAUCAAUAUUAACACAUUUAAAAUACGAUCAUUAAAACUGUUGAAAAUUUAUAUUCAUUUUAACACUUCAAAACAAAUUACGAUUCACGAGAGAAAUAAAUAAUUGAAAUUGGAAUUUAGAAGAAAUAUAUUUUGACCUGCAAACCUUAAUUUUGGGGCCAAAAAUCCACAAACAUAAUUCCUUCGGUCAAUGUCCUGAGUACUUGGAAUGGUUUUGAUAUAAUGUACAAAUUCAAUGUUGCUUGUCAAUCUCUACUGUUAUUUUGACCCGACUGUACCAUUGGCUGUCCACAGCAAUAUGAGGAAUGGUGGGUGGAUAUUGUGCACCAGUCAGAAACACUAUACAGUUAUCUCCCUUUACCAGCUGGGUGGCUUCUAUCUACUGAGUUAUCUCCCUUCUAUCAGCCUUCUUAUCUCCCUUAGUUACCUCUCUUUUCACCAGCCUCCUGAUACCUGUAACUUCUCUAAUUGUGUUUUCUCCUCUUCUCAUCAAUUACUGCUCUUUUAAUGAGUGAUCUCACUUUUAACGUGUUACUUCUCUUUCAAAUAAUAAUAUUUAUGCCAUAAUUAUGAACCCUAUCUUUAGACUGCAGACAUAACUUGCUUCAGUUAACAGCAAUACCAACCACCCAGCCCUCACUGACCCGACCCGACCCAUUAUCCACCCUCAGCUGUUGAUAAUGGUGCAUUGUUAGAAACUGAUAGUUUGUAUAUUGUCUUAAAGCUUUUGAGUGAUAUUAAUUUGCUUAUGUUAACAUUAUUUGUCACAAGUAUCUAUGUUUCAGUUUUCAAAGUAGGUUUAAAUUCUUUUAAGACAACCUUGAUAACAUGGAAUUCAUGGCGUCAUUCCCGAAAGCAAUCAUGGCAUUCAUAUUGCUACAACAUCUUGUUGAAAUUGGGCUCUGAUUUGUUAACUUAACACCUUUCAUUAGGAAAACAAGCCCUAGGAUCUAUUUGAAAUAUAGCAUAAGUGAGUGAGUGAGUAUGGUUUUACGCUUUUAGCAAUAUUCCAGCAAUAUCACGGCAGGGGACACCAGAAAUGGGCUUCACACUAUGUACCCAUGUUGGGAAUCAAACCCGGGACUUCGGCGUGACAAGCGAACGCUUUAACCACUGGGCUACCCAACCGCCCUGAAAUAUAGCAUAAAAAAGUGGUAUCAGUAUUAUUGCUUGCAAAACAACAUGCGACAACUAUGUGCUACAUUUGACUUAAAUACUGCUGUUUCUACUGAGUUGAAGUUGUUUUGUAUUGUGGGAUGUAGACAUACAUUUGGGUGAGUUAUGACAUUUCUGGAUAUACAACGUGCAAAACAUGGCAGAAUUAGAAUUCACUGAUAAUCACUGUUAUAUUUAGGAUCUUGUGAAUGUUAGAAAUUGACUUUGCUCUUCAUAUGUAGCGGGGCGGUCAGGUAGCCUAGUGGUUAAAGCGUUCGGUCACGAAGACCCGGGUUCGAUUCCUGACAUGGGUACAAUGUGUGAAGCCCAUUUCUGGUGUCCUCCGCCGUGAUAUUGCUGGAAUAUUGCUAAAAGUUGUGUAAAACAAUACUCACUCACUCAUCACAUGUAGCACUUACAUUUCUUUGAUGUGUGUAACUUUGUGUCUGUAUGACAUGUUUUAGAUGCAUAGAUCCCAGGG
Molecule: messenger RNA, 7657 nt
Organism: Haliotis rufescens (red abalone)
Lineage: Eukaryota; Metazoa; Mollusca; Gastropoda; Lepetellida; Haliotidae
Product: tetraspanin-19-like
Exons: 7
Coding region: 87-986 (299 amino acids)
Cellular component (GO): membrane
Source: RefSeq, a predicted model, not a curated record